Lipotes vexillifer (Yangtze River dolphin) is the source of this 2055-nucleotide messenger RNA. RefSeq names its product CD96 molecule (gene CD96). The record is from RefSeq and is a predicted model, not a curated record. NCBI's taxonomy places the organism in Eukaryota, Metazoa, Chordata, Mammalia, Artiodactyla, Lipotidae. Gene Ontology annotation, biological process: cell-matrix adhesion; inflammatory response.
AUGGGGAAAAAAUGGACAUACUUUGCUGUCUAUUCCAUCAUCCAGAUACAUUUUGUCAGGGGAGUAUUGGAAGAAACAUUCAAUGCAGGAGAGGACAUUUAUGCAUUACCUGGUUCUGAUGUCAACCUGACCUGCCAAACACAGAAGAAAGGCUUCUUGGUGCAGGUGCAGUGGUCCAAGGUCACUGAUACGUUGGACCUGAUUGCCCUUUAUCAUCCCCAACAUGGCUUUUACUGUGCCGGUGGGAGCCCCUGUGAGUCGCUGGUGGCUUUCAGAGAAGCUCCCAGGAAUGUGUCAAAGUGGACUGUGCACUUAAGGAACAUGUCCUCCUUGCUCACUGGGAAGUAUGAGUGUAGCUUCACUCUGUACCCAGAGGGCAUUCAGACGAAAAUCUACAACCUACAGAUUCAGACAAAUGUUACACAGGAUGAAUGGAGAAGCAACCGUACAAUAGAAAUAGAGAUAAAUCAGACUCUGGAAAUACCGUGCUUUCAAAAUAUCUCCUUAGAAAUUUCAUCUGAGCUCACCUUCGCGUGGUUGGUGGAGGAUAAUGGAACUCAGGAAACACUUCUCACCCAAUAUCACCCCAUCAGCAAUUCCACGUUAUUUAAAGACAGAGUCAAGCCAGGUACAGACUACAGCCUCUACCUCUCUCCAGUCCAAAUCCAGGAUGAUGGCUGGAAGUUCCCUUGCCAGGUUGUAGUCAGGUCUGGCAAAAUCUUCAGGCGCUCCACCACAGUCAGGGCUUUUGCUAAGCCAGAAAUCCCCACGAUUGUGGAAAAUAAUUCCAUAGGUGUCUUCGGAGAGGAUCCUGGCCCAGUCGCCCUCAAUGCCUGUGGGGAGCUGCGGCCCUUGAAAACUGGGGUCCUGGCGUUGCCCGGCCUGACCGUGGCCACCCUUCUCCAGCUCCUCUUUGUGCAUGCUUUUCAGAUGCUUCCACAGGGCUGUGGUGCCCACGUUAACCCCAGGGUCACGGCCCACCUGCCCGCCACACAGGCGGCACGUUUUUCUCUUGAGUCUCCACCUGGCUGCUUCCACUGUUUCCGUGCUCCUGGCGAUCGAUCCAAUGCGUUCUGGAAGCAGGAGGAGAAGCCUCAGGGUUCAGGCUGUUCAGGAGCCCCAGGGCUGGGGCCUCACUGGGUCUCCCUCAGCGUGGGUAGAAGCGAGCAUAGACAGAUGCUGAUGUCGGAGACUCGCGUGUCCUCAGAACGGAUGCAACAGGCUGUCCGGAGGCUACAGAGUCUGCCAGGAAAAACACAUACUAAUGAAAAGAGAAAAGACAAAGGAGGAUUUUGGGAACUGAAGUCUGUUUUGACAAGUGUGUAUGAUAAACCAGCCCAAUCAAACAACCUGACCAUCUGGUAUAUGGCUGUGUCUCCAGUCCCUGGAAACAAAGUGUGGAAUAGCUCAUCCGAAAAGAUCAUGUUUUCCUUGGGCUCAGUGAACCCUCCAACAGAUUCUCUGCUUGAUGCUACAGAAUCUACCCGUGGCAUCCAGCCUUCUCCAGCCAACAGCAUAUCUCCUACAAGGUAUCCAGCUCCAUCUUCAACAGCCCUUGUAGAUGUGACUACAUCGACUCCAAACGUCACCCCUCCAACCAGCAGUUACGACCUGACUACUCGAGGCUUCAACUACUCCUGGACCUCCAGUGGGAAAGACGCCAAAUACUCAGCUUCAUGGAUGCCCAGUGAAACGUACAGUCCAUCCCCCUAAAGGGCAGGUUCGACACUUCAUGGUGACACCUUCACCAGCACAGCCAGAGCAUUUUCAGAAGUUCCCACAACUGCCAAUGGAUCUACUAAAAAUAAUCAUAUCCAUAUCACUGGUAUUGUGGUUAAUCAGCCCAAAUAUGGAAUGUCCUGGCCAGUGACUGUGGCAGCUUUGCUCUUUUCCUGCCUUGUAUUGUUUGGUCUUGGAGUGAGAAAAUUGUGUCAAUACCAAAAAGAAAUCAUGGAAAGACCUCCGCCUUUCAAGCCGCCACCUCCCAUCAAAUACACCUACAUUCAAGAGUCCAUUGGAGGUGAUCUGCCUUGUCAUGAGCUGGAGACACUCUAG